Molecule: messenger RNA, 1241 nt
Organism: Cygnus olor (mute swan)
Lineage: Eukaryota; Metazoa; Chordata; Aves; Anseriformes; Anatidae
Gene: NTPCR
Product: nucleoside-triphosphatase, cancer-related
Exons: 5
Coding region: 162-734 (190 amino acids)
Molecular function (GO): ATP hydrolysis activity
Source: RefSeq, a predicted model, not a curated record
CGGGCGGGCGCGUCCCGCCGCCAUGUUAGGCCGCCCGGGGCCCGGCCGGCUCCGUGCUGCUCGGGCCGCCGAGGCUGCGCGGGCCGGCGGGGCAGAGGCGGGGCGAGGGCGGUGUUUCUCUGGGCCGAGGCGCUGCGAGGGGCGGUGCGGGGGCCGCCGACAUGGCCAGGCACGUUUUCCUCACGGGACCCCCAGGGAUUGGAAAGACUACUUUGAUCCAGAAAGUCACUCAGGCACUAAGAUCCUCAGACGUUCCCGUUGAUGGAUUUUACACAGAGGAAGUUAAAGAAGGUGGCAGAAGAAGAGGAUUUGAUGUUGUCACUUUAUCUGGAAAACGAGGUCCUUUAUCUAGAGUCAGUUCUGAUUCUUCUACUUCGAGACGUGAAUAUCGAGUUGGACAGUAUGUUGUAGACCUGGUUUCAUUUGAGCAGUUGGUUCUACCUGUGCUGAGAAAUGUAAACCACAGCAGUGAUACAGAGAAGAAGAUCUGCGUCAUAGACGAGAUUGGUAAAAUGGAGCUCUUCAGCCAGGCAUUUAUUCGAGCUGUUCGUGAAACGUUGACCGACCCUGGUACCGUGGUACUUGGAACGAUUCCAGUACCGAAGGGAAAGCCACUGGAUCUUGUUGAAGAAAUAAGAAGUAGGAAAGAUGUUGAAGUGUUCAACGUUAGUAAGGAAAACAGGAACAACAUUUUGCAAGACAUCUUGGCAGCUGUGGAGUCCUGCAGAAAAUGAACACCUUUUCUUGUCUGUAAACACUAAAACCUUUAUUUUUACAAAACAUAACGCUUUGUGGAUAUUUGAUCUGCCCUUCCUGCUGAAGCUUCUGGAGGCUUUACUGGAGCUUCCAGGGUAAGCAAGGUAAAGCUGGUAAUAUUCUAAACCGUGAAAAUGAGAUGGAAGGGUUCUUGUUCAUCCAGGUCACAAGCUGAUCCAUUCAAAACUUCGAGAGAUCCAUAGUUAACAUGAAAAUCCGACCUGGGUAUUUGAAAGUUAGGCGGUCUGACUCCGAUCCUAGUUACACCAUGUAAAAGUAGUUAGCUGCCAAAUCUGAUAGAGAUCUGAGUCCUUCAGAGUGGUGAGGACUGUUCUGGCCAGAGAGCCGUUGGGGGUCUAUAACAUCCCAUGCAGUAAUGUGCGUUGAGGAACCAGAACUUAGCCCCAGUGUAACAGAACACAACCCUGCCCCAGAAGUAUGUGUGCUCUGCCUGGCUUGUGUAUAAAUAAAUACCUUUGCUAACU